Messenger RNA from Syzygium oleosum, 1140 nucleotides. RefSeq names its product protein BASIC PENTACYSTEINE7. Gene Ontology annotation, biological process: response to ethylene. Gene Ontology annotation, cellular component: nucleus. Bases 252 to 956 code for a protein of 234 amino acids. The record is from RefSeq and is a predicted model, not a curated record. Gene Ontology annotation, molecular function: DNA-binding transcription factor activity; sequence-specific DNA binding. The transcript has 2 exons. Lineage: Eukaryota; Viridiplantae; Streptophyta; Magnoliopsida; Myrtales; Myrtaceae.
AGCGACUGAGCUCUCGGUGCGCUAAAACAUGGUCGAACAAAAGGCGAAAAAAGGGAACGAAAUUUGUCUGAACAGGAACAGUUCUUCCUUUUUGCUUCUCAGCUGCGUGCGAGCCAGCGGGGUUCCUCGGAAUCGCGAAUCGCUGCCCUCUUUCCAGCUUUGCUGAUGCCAGGAAUGAGAACUGCUCAGAGCGGCCUCCGGAUGUAGACCUAUAUGCUGAUUGCUCGGAGUUUUUUCAAUAGCUUUCGAAGAUGGGGACAUACUCAAAUAGAGGCCAUAUCAUGCCUGAUGCUAACAGUGGACCGUCCCUUUCCCAUAUCGCCUGGUUCUAUGGGAGCGGAUUUUUCCCUUCUCCAAAAGUCAGCUCAGGUCCUUCCUCACAAACCCAAUUGAACCCAGAAGAUGGUCUUCCUGUACCGCCAAUUCGUUCAGUUGCUUCAACAACUGAGCCUGCAAAGAGCAACAACCCUGGAACAAAAUCUGCAAAACCUAAGAAACGUAAGCCCUCUUCGAAAGAACCUGAUCAGAUAACAUCCAAGGUACUGAAGCAAAAGCAACCCAGGAAGAAACCAGGUUCUGGAAAAGGAAAGGGACAGAGCUUCCCCGAAGCAAAACGGGAAAAGAAGGAUCUGAACAUGAACAUUGAUUUAACAAACUGCGACUUCUCCGGGGUGCCUUCCCCUUAUUGCUCUUGCACUGGAAUUGCACGGGUCUGCUACAAAUGGGGGGCUGGUGGGUGGCAAUCUUCGUGCUGCACCAUCAGUGUAUCUGAAUACCCGCUUCCAAUGAGUUCAUCGAGGCCUGGUGUUCGCUUGGCCGGGAGGAAGAUGAGCAAUGGAGCAUAUGUGAAACUCUUAGUAAGAUUAGCUUCAGAAGGUUACGAUCUAACUCAUCCGGUUGACUUGAAGGAUCACUGGGCAAGACAUGGUACUAAUAAGUUUGUCACCAUCAAGUAGAGGUGUUAAAGUGAUCCUUUUCAAGUAAUGUCACUAGUGUAGAUAACAUUUCGAGCAUCAAGUGUCAUUCUUCUGUUCAAUUGUGGUGUUUUAUUGUAUCCUCGUGACUCGGUUGAAGUUGACUUGUUGGUGUAUAUAGCUUCUCUGUAAUGUAGCCUUUUCUAUUAUAUGCUAAUGCUUCUCC